This is a messenger RNA of Magnusiomyces paraingens, 1143 nucleotides long. RefSeq lists its product as uncharacterized. NCBI's taxonomy places the organism in Eukaryota, Fungi, Ascomycota, Dipodascomycetes, Dipodascales, Dipodascaceae. Bases 1 to 1143 code for a protein of 380 amino acids. The record is from RefSeq and is a predicted model, not a curated record. The transcript is spliced from 2 exons.
AUGGCAACUUCUGACCCACCAAAUUUCCUUCCCUCAGUAACCAACCGUGUGCGCCGCAACCCCCACAUUCUUCCCUCUAUCCCAUCUUCUUUGAACUCUUGGAUCCUUUCGGCUCGACGAAAUGACCGUGUUUCUUCAGAUGCUCACUAUGCUAAACUUUUGAGAAAAACACGCAGAGAAUCUUUCCUUCAGCAGCGAAUUCGCAACUUUUUUCAAACUGUAGACCAAAAUGAAAAUUCAGUUGACGAUGAUGAUCGUGAUGGCCAUGAAUACUACAAUAACUCUAAGGACUCAACGAAUGCGCUGGCGCCCUCUCAGUCUUUAGAUUCAUAUGUUUCUUAUGACUCAGAUAGACCCAUGGCACCGUUAGAGGCUUCUCCUCGUCGGAGACACAGUAUGGCAUCAGCCUUUGUUCCUACAACUCCUCAAGAUGAUGAUGAAGAUUUGCUCAAACUUCUUCAACAAAGUCCGUCACGAGCAUACCAGUACUUUGUUUCACACCGUAGGCUUUCUUCAGGGUCAUAUUGUACUUGCCGUCGUCGAUCCGCUUCUGUAACGGUUUCACCGUCCUCUCUUUAUACUCCUAAAGAGCAACGACAGCAACCUGGUCGUGCAUACUCUUUUGGUGGUUUGCUGGAAUCCCGCCCUAACCUUGUGCAGCGCCACACAUUUCCAACUAUCUAUGAAAACGUUUGUCUCAACACUAAGGUUUUUGAGGACGAUGACGAUGACGAAGAUGUAGAAUAUGAAGAUAAUCAUAAAGAUACCCACAACAAAAGUUCACCAUAUACACCGUCUACAUCGCCACGUCGCAGGCCCGCAGACUUUUACUAUCCCUCACCUACUUCUCCCAAAGUCGUUGCAACAUCUCCUGAAGCUCGAUUGCGCGCACGUGUUCAUGCAGUCAAACAACCCGCAACAGUUUUUUUUCACCAAGACUUUUCUUUUGACAAAUGCGGUCGGCCAUGGGCUGCGCAUCCCUGGACUGCGCAUCCAUCUUGGCACCGUUUUAUGCGUGUUCAAUACAAACUUUCUGGUCUUGAGGAUACUUGGAAAACUCAACGAGUAAGCUUUUUGCAAGCCUUUCGCCGCGACCGACUUCAACAGCGCGCAAGCAGUCGCAGAAUGUCAAAUCCAUUUUAA